This is a messenger RNA of Lytechinus variegatus (green sea urchin), 6455 nucleotides long. RefSeq names its product inverted formin-2-like. The record is from RefSeq and is a predicted model, not a curated record. Lineage: Eukaryota; Metazoa; Echinodermata; Echinoidea; Temnopleuroida; Toxopneustidae. Gene Ontology annotation, biological process: actin cytoskeleton organization. Bases 397 to 5721 code for a protein of 1774 amino acids. The transcript is spliced from 17 exons. Gene Ontology annotation, molecular function: small GTPase binding; actin binding.
CAGUAUCUCUGAGCAGUCGGCCGGGUCAACGUCUGAGCUCAACACGGUCCAACUUCACCAAACACCCUUGAUUUCAGUCUGGUUGCAAUAUUACAGAGGAAGAAUUAAAUUUUUAAUUGAAGUUUGAUGCUCCAUGAUAAAUCAUUUGCGAUUUUCAAUCAAUAUCACACAUUAACACUGAAAACUCUUGGAGUUCUGGAAGGCUGAUACCAGUCGGGAUACCAGUAUGUAACAUCAGGCAAAGUAACUGAAUCAUCAACACGCUGUUUAAUGAAUCAAGGGACUCUAUCAAGUUGCUAAUAUUAAAUCUAUAGAUGGAAAGAAGUCAAAGAACUUUGUAAAUUACAGUUUUCAAUGGAAAAACUUGUUUUGAAGAAGGACAUUUGAGAAAGAAUCAUGUUGAAGAAGUGGUCAGGGAUUGCAAGGAAGAGCCUUGGAAAGAUCCAGACUGCAAAGAGUUCUGGGUCGGUCCAUAGCGAGGAUGGAGCCGGGAACAGCAGCGGAGACGAUGGUCCUGGAGCCAGCAGCCUGGAGAACAGUGAACCAGAGCUGUGUAUCCAGCUCCUAAGGAUUCCCUCCAUCAACAACUACACAGGACUGAAGAAGAGGAUCCAGACAAGCUCCACGGAAUGGCUGGAGGGGUUCCUGGAGCUGGAUGGACUAGGGGUGCUCCUGGAUGUGGUGGAGCGGCUCUCAGAUCGCGGUAUGAGCUUCGCGGAUGCCUACCUCCAGGUGGAGAUAGUAGGAUGCAUCAAGGCGGUGAUGAACUCCAAAACUGGCAUGGAUUUCCUGAUUGAGAGUGUGGACUUCACCCGGAAACUAGCUAGAGCACUGGAUACCAAGAAUGUACUUGUAAAGAAGCAGGUUUUUGAGCUCUUAUCUGCCCUCUGUGUCUAUACUCAUGAUGGAUAUGAACUCGCUGUGGAUGCAUUGGAAGAUUACAAGAUGCAGAAGAACCAGCGCUACCGGUUCAGUCUCAUCAUUAACGAACUCAAAACGGCCGAGAUCUUGCCUUACAAGUCAACUCUUCUAGGUUUCAUCAACGCCCUGCUGAUUGCCACAGCGGACUUUGAUGCUCGGAUUCACAUGAGAAAUGAGUUUAUAGGACUCCAGCUGCUUGAUAUCCUUACACAACUCAGGCUUGAAUCAAAUGAAGGAAGGCAAAAUAACUCUGAAGACAAUGAGCUUUCCAUCCAACUAGAUGUCUUUGAUGAACAGAAACUGGUUGAUGAUGAGGAGUUAAUGACCUAUUAUCCGGAUGAUGGAGUCGAUCUCAACAGCCCUGUUGAAUGCUUCCAUGCUAUUUUCAACAAGGUUGGUAACACUCCGCAGGCAGCAUCGCUUCUGUCCAUUCUCCAUGCCUUACUCCAAUUGGAUCCUGAUGACCAGGUUUCUGAUGAGCUUUGGGACCUCACUGAUCAGUUAGUCAAUCAAGCAACAGCCCUGGACAAUGCUGAACAUAUACAUAAUCUCUUGACAAAAGGAAUCACAGACAUUAUUCUUCUCUUGAGAAAAGGGAUAGAUCCAAUUACAGAGAAACCAGCAGUGCCCAGUCCAACAGGUGCUAAAGUGGACAAAGAGAUCCAGACCGAUGCUGUCAAAUUUGUUGAUCCAAGGACUAGUGCAGAAGAUGUGAUUGUGGCAAGAACUGAAGCCAUCGUUUCAAGUGCUGCUCCUCCACCACCUGCACCACCCCCACCUCCUCCAGGGGUUGGUGCUCCCCCACCUCCACCACCACCGCCGCCACCAUGUCCUGGAGCAGGUGGCAUGAUACCACCACCUCCUCCUCUUCCAGGUGGUCCCGGUAUCCCCCCUCCACCACCACCCCCACCACCUCCAGGCAUGGGUGGGGCUGUACCUCCUCCACCACCUUUUACAGGAGGUGUACCCCCACCUCCUCCAUUACCUGGUGGUGCCCCGCCCCCUCCUCCUCCACCCUUUCCGGGUGGUGGUGUCCCUCCCCCUCCACCAUUCCCAGGUGGCGGGCCUCCGCCUCCCCCUCCCAUUGGAGGAAUGGGUGUCCCUCGCCCCCCUGGACCACCAGGCAUGUCUUUGUUCAGUGCUGUGGGUGUUGCUAAUGCUGCCUCAGGACCUCCAAAGCCAAAGAAGAAGAUGAGAACUGUGAACUGGUCUAAGAUACCACCAAACAAGAUCAUGUCACAACCAAAUAUGAAUGUUGGACCAAGUAAGAACAUUUGGCGUCAGAUCAGUGAGCAUGGAUCCUCCAAGAUUACACCAGAGUUUCAGAGUAUAGAAGAACUCUUCUGUCAACAGGAGAAGAAGGCUAAAGAUGAAGCUGACAGUGCAAAGAAGAAAAAGAAAGCAUCUGCCGAGAUCAACCUGUUAGAUGGCAAGAGAAGCCUGAAUGUGAACAUCUUCUUGAAGCAGUUCCGGAUGCCUAAUGAAACAAUCAUCCAACUCAUCAAAGAUGGCAACGUUGAAGGGUUCGGAGGAGUGGAGAGGCUCAGAGGGCUUAUGAAACUCCUUCCAGAAAAAGAUGAGUUGCAAAUGCUGAAGGCCUUCGAUGGUGACAAAACAAAGCUAGGAGCAGCUGAGAAGUUCUACCUUCAGUUAUCAGAGUUACCAAAUUAUGCACUCCGUAUUGAGGGUAUGAUGAUGAAGGAAGAACAUGCAGCAGCCAUUGGUCAUUUGAAACCAGCCAUUAACAUUACUGCGCAAGCUUCAAAAGAUAUUCUUGAGAGUGAAAAGCUGGAAGAAUUCUUAGCUCUCAUACUUGUCACAGGAAAUUUCAUAAAUGCGGGCGGAUAUGCAGGAAAUGCAAUGGCCUUCAAGAUAUCGUCUCUACUCAAGCUCCAGGAUACCCGGGCCAACAAGCCAAGGAUGACCCUGAUGCAUUACUUGGUGGAGAUGGCUGAGGAAAAGAAUCCUGAUCUCCUUACCUUCCCAAGUGAGAUGAAGAACCUGUCUCAAGCUUGCAAGCUAUCAGUAGAUCACUUGACCUCAGAAGUUAAACUGCUUGGGAAGAACCUUAGUAAGAUAGAGAAACAAGUUAAUACAGCUUCAGAUGACAUUAAAGAACAACUUGUUAAAUUUCUAAAAACUGCCCAGGAAGAAGUUAAAGAACUUGAGGAAGGUCUAGCAAAGAUUGAGAUUCUCUCACAAGAACUAGCCACAUACUUCUGUGAAGAUCAGAAGACCUUUAAACUUCAAGAAUUCUUGCAAAUCUUUGAAACCUUUGCCAAUCGCAUCAAGCAGUGCCAGGAUGAUAAUGAAAAGAGGAGGAUAUCAGAGAAGAAAGCUGAACAGAGGAAGAAGCAAAGGGAAGAGAUGGAGAAGAAGAAAAAGGCAAGGGAGGCUGCAGGAGGAGUACCUAGUGUUGGUCUGAAGGCACCAGAGGAAGAGGAAGAUGGAUGCCUUAUAGAUAAUCUACUGAAGGAUAUCAGAAAGGGCUUUGUUUUGAAGAAGACCAGGAUGUCAGAUGAACCUAUCCCUUCCCAGAGCCCUAUUAAGGGAAAGAGGAGAUCUUUACGCCUGAGGUCAACUGCUUCAAGUAUAUCAAGCCUCAGCAGGAAAGGCAGCAGGAAAAAGAAACAGGAUGAUGAACUCAGUACUAGCGAUAGCCUCAGGUUGCCUAGCGUAGCAUCAAUCAAAGAGGAAGGUGGCAGGAAGGUUGAAGGGUCUCAGGGCAUUGAGGUAUCUGAUAGUAAAGAGAGUGGUUCAGGAUCGGUUGAAGGGGCUCCUGAAGCAGGGAAGAUCACAACUGAGAAUAAGAUCAAUGGUAACAUUGGGAUUGAUCUUACAGAAACAAAAACAAAGGGUAACAGUGAAAAGUUUAAGAAUGUUGAGACACUUUCAAAUGGUAAAGGAAGUAGUGAAAGUGAAGCGAAAGAAGAUUCAUCAGACUUUCGUGGCCCUGAUAUGCAGGGUUUUACAGGCAGCUACUUGAAUGGGGAAGUGGCAGGAGAGGUAGAUCGACCACCUCUUGUAGAAGCCAUGGUGAUUGAUGAGAAACAGAACACUAAACCUGUUGCUAUGAGUGCAGGUUCAGUGAUGGCAGCCAUUAACAGUGGUAAAGAUACUGUAAGCGAUGGGAUGGCAUCGACCACAAGCGAUGUCACUUCGUUGUCGAUGGAUGAAAGCUGCACAUCGACUCCUGCUGUAUCACGGCAGGAGGAUGAAGCAGGGAAUGGAACAAGUGGUGUUAAAUCAGAUGAUGUAUUGGAAGAAAUUGAUGCCCUUUGUUUGCAAGUUGAUGCAGAUAUUAAAGAGAUGAAGAGGAGAUCGUUUAUCGAUGAAUCGACAACUGAAAAUAAUGUGGUUACAGAGAAUGACAGUGAUGUGCCGGAUAUAAACGAGAAUGGAAAUCUGGGUGUAUCCCUCAAUGGCCAUCAUGGAAAGGAAAGCAGUGAUACAAUGUCUUCACCGUUGUUGAGUGUUGGUAUUCCUUCCACACCUCAGGACGACAUUACCUCCUCCAAGGAGAAGAGAAGCUCUACUGGAUCAUGGAUCUCAGACAUCAGAAAUUCUAUUCGAGGCAAGAAGAAUUCAGCCUCCUCCCUCCAACCAGAGGAGAUAUUACAAGAGCCGAGGAUGAGUGAGAACAUUGGUAGCGAUGGAGAAGUCAACUCUGUGAACUCUUCCCCAUCUAAGGAUUCUAUGAGCAAGAACAGCAAGGGGAGGGAAGGCGAUGAUGAAUGUGAGACGACAACCGAUUUAGACCUGAUGAUUGAAGAUCUCGAGGAGUUCAUCAGUGUUAGUUAUCAUGAUGACGAUGAAGAUUCAAACUCAAACAACAAUAAUAACACACCACGAUCAAGCAUUGAUAUUGAUGUUCCCAAGGAUAUGGCCCUGGAGGUGGACACCAGAGAUUGCAUCCAACAGGAGGAGGAUGACGUAUUUACUCCUGAAGAAAGCCCAGAAAGUCAAAACGCUGAAAGUGAUAGUAAAAACCAAGUGCCUACACCCACUAAUUCAGACAAUGAAAAGUCAACAGUGUAUUGCCUCACUGGGAACAAAGCUGAUGAAGUUGAACAAAGUGAUCUUCCAACUCAGGUAAAUGAAAAUAGUCCUGCAUGUGAUGUUAACCUUCAACAAGAAAAUCCCAAAAUUUAUAAAGGACCAAAACAUGAAUCUGUUAUUCCCUCCACCAAAGAACUUAAUGAACCAAAGUCAACUUUGUUACCUGAACAAUCCAUGGAGAAACAUCCAGAAAAAACCCCAUCGCUGAAGACGGUAUCGAAUCAGGAAGUUAAAGUUGAUGUUUCGUCUUCCCCACCUUCUUCACCUCGAGUCAGCAUCUACGUAAACGAAGGGGACCCACAUUUAUCGGAUGCCCCCCACGACAGGGGAGACUUAAGUUUAGCUAUUCCAAAGACUGGUAAGCGCUCCCGUGGUGCCAGACUCUAUGCUUCCGUCUUUAAGAGACAUCAAUCUAAGCACAGGAAAGAGUAUCAAACAGGAAGCAGUCCUUCAUCGGUGAUGGGGUCUCAUUCUUCCAUUAUAGGCUUAUCACCUCCAGACAUCAUUACAGAAGCCAGCAUGGACAGUGCUCAUAAGAAAAAGAAAGGUGGGUUCUUUGGUUCGUUGCUUUCAAGGGGUAAGAAAAGCAAGAAAUACAGCCCCGACCAGAGAGCUAUAGAAUCCAGCGGAACCUUUGAACAUGAUGAAGAUGAUGGGAUUGUGAAGGAGAAAAAGAAAGGAAGGUUUUCCCAUUUCAGACCGAGCAGACACAAAAACAAGGCCAAGACACAAACCUUAUAGCUAUAAUCAAGUUUUUAAUGUAUAUUUCAUAUUACAGCAAAGUCAAGGGUGUCACAUUUCUUCAUUAUUAUUGAUAUGGUCAACAAAUUUCAAGAGAGAGAAUACAGCAGAUGGAAUAAAACUAAAUGUUGAUUGUACACUUAUACAUUUUAUUGUUGGUUAAAUGAUCUCUUUGGUUAAAAUUACCCUUACAGUGAAUUCUUACUUUUAGUACAAGUUUUUUUUUUUUUACAAAACUACGUCUGAAAGCAAUUAUCACAUCAACUGUAUGAUCUACUACAUCGCACAUAUUUAGAAUGUGGGUUGAAGAUCGAAGAAGCUUUCAUCUCACAAGUAUCAGCACCAGGUGACAAGAGUAGUGAAUAAUGUUUUUCUUAUGACUUUUAAAAUAUUUCUGAAAAUUUUCAUCAAAAAUUCAGUUAAAAUCAUUUAUCGAAACCAUAAAAAAUGUGGAAUGAAUACAUGUAUGUAUGUCUUAUGGUGUGUUUUUUAAAAACAUCAAUUAAUCUUUACAAUUUCUCUAUAAAAGUAUUAAAAAAAAAGUUUCUCUGAGAGAACAUGCAAAAUUAACUCAAAGAGAAUCUGUAAGUAGGAAAUCUUAAUUCUCAAGUUUUUAAGAGUUGGAAUAAUUAUCUUUCACAGAAUAUUCUUUAUAACUCAGGAGUAUGUUUAUUCGUAAAAGGUCACAUUUCACUUGCUAGUACCCAACAUUUAUUUUAUUGUGCCGUGAUAAA